Molecule: messenger RNA, 1143 nt
Organism: Papilio xuthus (Asian swallowtail)
Lineage: Eukaryota; Metazoa; Arthropoda; Insecta; Lepidoptera; Papilionidae
Source: RefSeq, a predicted model, not a curated record
AUGGGCGUCCUACAAAAGCUUGUUGUCGUAGGCGAGGACUGUGUUUCGCACAUCGCUUCGAUAUCUAGGCUUGAGUCCAUCAUGGAUAUCAAAUCGGUGCUGGUAGUGGAAUAUGUGGGAAAGAAGUGUAUCGAAAUUUUAAACCAACAUGGCAUUAAAGUGACCCAAAAUUUUUCGCUCACUGAGCAGGAUUUAAUUGAUGAAAUACCUCGGUCCCGUUUCCCGCUCCUGUUGCACACAAUGUUGACACGGAAGCCGCAGCCGCCCUUGAAAAUUUUAGUCGGUCGUGAACUGUCGGAGUAUGACGCAUUAGUCGUGCAAUCGGGUACAAAAGUUCCAAUCGAAGUUCUUUUUGCUGGCAAAAAGCUGAAGGUUGUCGCAAGUGGGGGUGCAUAUUCUAAGAAUAUUGAUGUUUUGGCGGCUAUGAAUAGAAACAUUCAUGUUAUCAACGCCCCGCGUAGCACCUUCGUAAGCGUUUGCGAGUACACUUGUACGGUGAUAUUGGCGCUGGCAAGACACCUGGUCAAGGCCAAUUACUCAUACUGCGCUGGCAUGGUGGACAGGGCUAUGUACACGGGCUCUGAACUUCAAGGCAAGACGCUUGCUUUUAUCGGACUCGGUGAAAUUGCUAAGGGAGUAGCGGUUCGCAUGAAAGCUUUUGGGAUGAAGGUAAUUGGCUUUGAUGAGUCGUUUUCGGAUGAGGAGUACAGACAAUAUGGCAUAAUCAAGACGACUUAUGAAGAGAUGUGGCCUCAAGCCGACUACAUUGUUCUGUACACAACUCCAUUUGAUAGAAGCGUUUGCGCUUUCCUUACCUCCGAUAUUCUGAAAUCAUGUAAGAGAGGUGUGAAAAUCAUAAUUAUGGGACAUCUCAACGUGUUCCUACCUCGUGAUAUGCACGAAGGUCUCAAGUCGGGACAGGUCGGCGGAGCAGCUUUUGAUUUGUAUGACGAAUACGUUGAUAUGGAUUUCCUAAAAUAUCCAGUAUUCCAACAUUCGUCUGUUAUAUGUACAACGCAUCUCGCUAUGGAGACCCAAGAAGCUAUUGAGCGGGGUGGUAAAGAAGUGGCGGAGCAGAUUGUUAACAUGUGGAAGCCACAUACAUAUGAUACACCAAUAAACUUUCUUACCAAGUUUAAUUAG